This is a messenger RNA of Naumovozyma dairenensis CBS 421, 648 nucleotides long. It is a transcript of the gene PET18, whose product is annotated as Pet18p. Lineage: Eukaryota; Fungi; Ascomycota; Saccharomycetes; Saccharomycetales; Saccharomycetaceae. The transcript has a single exon. Gene Ontology annotation, cellular component: cytosol. The coding region runs from base 1 to 648 and encodes 215 amino acids. The record is from RefSeq and is a predicted model, not a curated record.
AUGCCCUCAACUAGUGAAACUUUAUUAAUUAAAUACCAAUCUAUUUACAAAAAAGCAACCGAACAUGUAUUCACAAAGGAAUUAUGUCAAGGUACUUUGGAUGAUCGUUCAUUAUACAUCUACCUAGCACAAGAUUUACAAUUUUUUGAAGUGAGUCUAAGAUUAAUCUGUAAGAUCACCUCUUUAGCGCCAGAUACUGAUAGUUUAAUUACGUUAGCCAAAAAAAUUGGAUUCUUUGCCAAUGAUGAAAAUACAUAUUUCAGAGAUUGUUUAGAAUUAUUGGCGCCUUCUGUGUCUGAAGAAGAAAGGAAGAAAUUUAGUACAACUAUUAUUCCAGGCAUAGAUAAAUAUGUCCAACUAUUGGAAGAAUUGAAAGCUGAUCACUCUUUGAAAUACUGCGAAUUGAUUACAUUCUUAUGGUGCUUGGAACAAGUCUAUUUGAAGUGGGCCCAUGAUCUUCCAAGAAAGGAGAACUUACACUGGAAAUAUCAAACUUGGAUUGAUUUACAUGAUGGUGAACAUUUUGAAAGUUGGUGUACAUUCUUGAAGAAUCAAGUGGAUAAAUACCCCGUUGAAGAGGUUGAGGAAAUAUUUGUCAAAACAACAGAAUUGGAGUUUGAAUUCUUUGACAGUUGUUAUUCUGCUUAG